UCCGUGCCGUCGGGUCUUCAAGAUCGACACGGAAGCGACGAGGGAGGGGAUGAUGCGGUCGCUAUAAAUAUGCCCUCCUCCCUCUCGCUCUUGGUCAGUCGCUCGCUCGUCGGGUCGGUUUAAACCGUUUUGGAGAAAACCCAAGAGGAGGAGACCCAAAAGCAAGCUCAGCCCAACACUCAAAUUCUCUUUGCCUUCUCCCCCAGGGUAAAAAGACCCUUUGCUUUUGGGACCUGAAAAAUCUGCGGGAGGAGGAGGAGGAGGAAGAGGGGGGAGUUGCCAUAUCGGGAUAGAGGAUCGUGGGCGGUGGUCCUUGGUACUUCCCGGGAUUUGUGCAGAGGAGGGUUCUUGAGCAUCGAAGGGAUUUGGACCGAAAUUUUUUGAUCCUCCGAUCCUACUUCGUGUUCGUUCAAUCCGCUCGCACUCGAGUUGGCUUCGUCAGGUAGUAUACUUUGGAAUCGGGAUUCGUUGAGGACUAUGAAUCACCAUGCCAGAAACAAUAGAAGACCUAGGAUGCCUGCUCAGAGUGCCCGUCAAGAAUGGGUUCCCAGAGGGUCUGUACCAAAUGGUCCACCUGCAAACCCUCCGGCACCAGCCAACUUGAAUCCCAGUUUCGAUGAUGGAAAUUUUCCUUCUGAUAGUGGGCACGCAUCGAGUUUUCGUGCUUUUCCUCCCGAUAGUGGGCAUAGAGGGAACUUGCGCGGAAACAAUGGGUUUGCAAAUCACAGUUCUGGUCCCAGGGGUAAUCACGGUCCAAGAGGCCACCCUGCUCGACCUUUGAAUCAGAGAAGGGAGAAGGAAAAAGCCGAGUUCAGUGGAGAGAGAGUGUCCAAUGACCCGAAUUUGCCUCAGCUAGUGCAAGAAAUUCAGGAGAAGCUGAUGAAGGGUACCGUGGAGUGCAUGAUAUGCUACGACAUGGUCCGGAGGUCUGCACCCAUUUGGUCUUGCUCCAGCUGCUACUCCAUUUUUCAUCUCAAUUGCAUCAAGAAGUGGGCUCGGGCACCCACUUCAGUCGAUCUUUCUGCCGAGAAGAAUCAGGGUGGCAAUUGGCGUUGUCCUGGAUGUCAGCAUGUGCAACUGACGUCAUCAAAGGAGAUUCGAUACAUGUGCUUUUGCGGAAAAAGGACAGAUCCGCCGUCAGAUUUAUAUUUGACACCACAUUCAUGUGGAGAACCUUGUGGGAAGCCAUUGGAAAAGGACAUCUUGCAGCCUGGUGAGAAGGAGGAGGAUUUUUGCCCCCAUCUUUGUGUCUUGCAAUGUCAUCCUGGUCCAUGCCCUCCUUGCAAGGCAUUUGCCCCUCCACGGCUGUGCCCUUGUGGGAAGGAAACAAUUACAACUCGAUGCUCUGAUCGCAGGUCUGUUCUUACUUGUGGCAAGUGUUGCGAUAAGCUUCUCGAGUGCGGGCGUCAUCGCUGUAAGCAAAUUUGCCAUGUGGGUCCAUGUGAUCCUUGCCAAGUAUUAUUGAAUGCUUCAUGCUUCUGCAGAAAGAAUAUAGAGGUUGUUCUUUGCGGAGACAUGGCCAUGAAGGGAGAAGUUGACGUGGAAAGUGGAGUUUUUUCUUGCAAUUCAACUUGUGAAAAAUUGCUUAGUUGUGGUAAUCACAUGUGCGACAAAUUCUGCCAUCCGGGUCCUUGUGGGGAGUGCGACUUAUUGCCUGGCAGGAUUAAAACAUGCUAUUGUGGAAAAAUGAAUUUGAUGGAUGAAAGACAGAAUUGUCUGGACCCCAUUCCGACUUGCUCACAAGGUUGUGACAAGUUACUCCCUUGCGAGACACACUUUUGUGCGGAAAUGUGUCAUGCAGGGAUUUGUCCUCCUUGUCCGGAGAACGUUGCCCAAAAAUGUCGUUGUGGCUUGACUUCUCGUACUGUUGAAUGCCACAGAACGAGGGAGGAGAUAUUCACUUGUGAUAAACCAUGCGGACGGAAGAAAAACUGUGGUAGGCAUCGCUGUAGCGAGCGUUGCUGCCCUUUGUCAAAUUCUAGCAACCUUCCUCUUGGUGAUUGGGACCCUCAUCUGUGCUCCAUGGUUUGUGGCAAGAAGCUUAGAUGCGGGCAGCAUUCAUGUGAAUCACUUUGUCACAGUGGCCAUUGCCCUCCUUGCCUCGAAACGAUCUUCACUGAUUUAACUUGUGCAUGCGGUAGAACUUCGAUUCCUCCUCCUCUGCCUUGUGGCACUCCCCCACCUUCAUGUCAGCUCCCGUGCUUGAUUCCUCAACCUUGUGGGCAUUCAUCCACCCACAGCUGUCACUUUGGAGACUGCCCUCCCUGUUCAGUCCCAGUGGCAAAAGAGUGCAUUGGUGGACAUGUGGUUCUUAGGAACAUACCAUGUGGGUCCAAAGACAUCAGAUGUAACAAAACCUGUGGUAAGACCAGGCAGUGUGGUUUGCAUGCCUGUGGUCGGACUUGUCACCCACUACCUUGCGAUUCCGACAACUCCGCCAGUGAAACAAGUCUCAAAGUUUCAUGUGGACAGGUAUGUGGUGCUCCUAGAAGAGAUUGCAGACACACUUGCAAAGCACCUUGUCACCCUUCAGCUUCAUGUCCUGAUGCGAGAUGUGACUCCCCUGUCACAAUCACUUGUUCUUGUGGACGGAUAACAGCAAGUGUACCUUGUGAUGCCGGUGGGGCCAAUGGCAAUUUUAGCACCGACACCGUUUUUGAAGCUUCCAUAAUGCAAAAGUUGCCUGUGCCACUUCAACCCGUAGAAGCUACUGGGAAGAGAAUUCCACUUGGGCAGAGGAAGCUGGUGUGCGAUGAUGACUGUGCUAAAGUAGAGCGCAAGCGGGUUCUUGCAGAUGCUUUUGACAUCAAUCCACCAAAUUUGGAAACCCUUCAUUUUGGGGAGCAUUCUUACUUGUCAGAAUCAGUUGUGGAUCUCUUCAGGCGUGAUUCUAAGUGGGUGUUAGCUGUUGAGGAGAGAUGCAAGUUUUUAGUUCUUGGCAAGGGCAGAGGAAGUGCCACUAGCCUCAAAGUUCAUGUUUUCUGUCCAAUGCUGAAGGAAAAAAGAGAUGGAGUGAGGCUUAUUGCUGAGAGGUGGAAGCUUGUGGUCAGCGCAGCUGGUUGGGAGCCAAAACGUUUUGUUGUGCUCCACGCCACGUCGAAGUCUAAAGUACCAGCUCGUGUGCUCGGAGGUAGGGGCUCUUUAACCUCAAACGUGCCCCACCCACCCACAUUUGACCCGUUGGUUGACAUGGACCCUAGGCUUGUUGUUUCUUUCCUCGACUUGCCUAGGGAGGCAGAUAUAAGUGCUCUGGUCCUGAGAUUCGGUGGGGAAUGUGAGUUAGUCUGGUUGAAUGAUAAGAAUGCACUGGCUGUGUUCAGUGACCCCGCUCGUGCUGCAACUGCUUUGAGGAGGUUGGACCAUGGCACAGCUUAUUAUGGGGCUGUUGUGCUUCAGAACGGAAGUGCUGCAUCAUCAUUGACCAUGCCCAAUGCAUGGGGAGGAGCUGGUCCGGCCAAGGAAGGAGCUUCAAUUGGAGCUAUAAAGGGCAAUCCAUGGAAGAGGGCUGUCGUGCAGGAGGUUUCCGAUUGGAAGGAAGAUUCAUGGGGUGGUGAGGGGUGGUCUAUUGAUUCCCAGAGCUCCAUCUUGAAAGAGAAAGAAGCUCCUAUAUCUGCUUCUGUUAAUCGCUGGAGUGUCUUGGAUUCUGAAAACGCCACGAGCUCCUCUGCUCCUUUAGUCGGAAAGGAGAUCAAUUCGAUUAAAUUUGAAGAUCAGGUUGUGGUAGGACCAGAAUCGAAGGCUGGCGGGUCUAGUUCAGAAGGAACGCAAGGACUAGUUUCCAGUGGAGUGGAGGCCACCGAAGUAGUUGAUGACUGGGAGGAGGCUUGUGAAUGAGGUGUUAACAUUUCAGCUUUGUGGAUCAGGAGCACCUAUUGACUGGUCGACGUUCUUGAACCGCCUUUUUUUUUUGGCUUUGGAUUUUCAGGUAGAUCAACCUUUGGUAAUGGGGCUUCGACAGUUAUCGUUUUGAUAUAUAGACAAGAUAGAAGAAUGUUCUUUGCCAUUUUUUUUCCUGGAAAGGGACGUUCAUGCUUCCGCAAGUAAUAUUGUGUUGUAUCGAAGCGAGGAGUUGCUUCAGAUCUUGCCUCUUGAUUCUAUAGCUUUCUGUUUCCCUCAAUUUGUUCAAGCAUAUGAACACGUGUAGUUUGCAAAAUUAGUCCAGUAAUCACAAAGAUUUGCAACUC
Molecule: messenger RNA, 4184 nt
Organism: Eucalyptus grandis
Lineage: Eukaryota; Viridiplantae; Streptophyta; Magnoliopsida; Myrtales; Myrtaceae
Product: NF-X1-type zinc finger protein NFXL1-like
Exons: 2
Coding region: 478-3834 (1118 amino acids)
Biological process (GO): regulation of DNA-templated transcription
Cellular component (GO): nucleus
Molecular function (GO): zinc ion binding; RNA polymerase II transcription regulatory region sequence-specific DNA binding; DNA-binding transcription factor activity, RNA polymerase II-specific
Source: RefSeq, a predicted model, not a curated record